AUCACGUGGAGGGACAUCGCCGGUCUGGACGAGGUGAUCACAGAGCUGAAGGAGACGGUGAUCUUACCUGUCCAGAAGAGACACCUGUUCCAGGGAUCCAGACUGCUGCAGCCCCCCAAAGGCGUGCUGCUGUAUGGGCCACCGGGUUGUGGGAAAACGCUGAUCGCCAAGGCGACGGCGAAGGAGGCGGGGUUUCGUUUUAUUAACCUGCAGCCGAGCACGCUGACGGACAAAUGGUAUGGAGAGUCCCAGAAACUCGCCGCCGCCGUCUUUUCAUUGGCCGUCAAACUGCAGCCGUCAAUCAUCUUUGUCGACGAGAUCGACUCGUUCCUGAGGAGUCGCUCGAGUUCAGACCACGAAGCCACGGCCAUGAUGAAGGCUCAGUUCAUGAGUCUGUGGGACGGACUGGACACGGACCACCACUGCCAGGUACUUAUAUAUACU
Messenger RNA from Plectropomus leopardus (leopard coralgrouper), 444 nucleotides. NCBI's taxonomy places the organism in Eukaryota, Metazoa, Chordata, Actinopteri, Perciformes, Serranidae. The record is from RefSeq and is a predicted model, not a curated record.